CAUUGAGAGAGUUGUUUACGGUAUGAUCAGCAAUGGAUUUCAUCAAAGCUGAAAUUGAGAGAAAAAAGCGACAAAUCGAGAACAGUAAUCUAUUAGCCCCCAACAAGAAGUAUUUCAAGCGUGGAGACCUAGCUGCCCAGCAGACGGCAGAGUACUGGAAGAAGAACAAGGCUCAGGAGGAAGAUGCUGAACAGAAGAGUCAAGAAUCAGGAGAUCAGAAGCCAGAAAAGAAGGAAGACAAGAAGUAUGAUCAACUGCCCAGGAAAGAAGUGAUCCGACGACUACGGGAGAGGAGUGAACCUAUUCGACUGUUUGGAGAGUCCGACCUUGAGGCAUACCUCCGUCUCAAGAAGUUGGAAACACAGGAACCAGACAUCAGAAAGGGUCAAGGAUUCGACAAUGACUUCAAGGCAGCUAUGGAUCAAGUGGACCAGGCAUACCUUAAUGAGAUCAUCAAAUCAUCAGAUGGAUCCCAGCUUUCUAAUGAUGUGUUCAUCAAAGAUGAUGGAACAACUGAGGAAGACAUACCAAAAAUGCGUGAGCAGCUUGGAAAGGGCGAUAAAGAUGAAGACCAGUUGAUUAUGUUGAGAUUUUUCAAGUACAUCAUGAAGAUGUGGGGGAGGAUGUUAAACAAUCGACAAGAGGAUGAUAAGAGGAUGAACAGAGGGAAGCUGGACAGUGCUCAGCACACACAGACUGUCGGAUAUCUGAAGCCUCUCUUUAGAAAACUGAAAAAUAAAAAUGUAGACGAGGACAUCCUAGACAGCAUGGUGCUGAUUGUACAGAGACUCAUGGACAAGGACUAUCUGGGGGCCAAUGAUUCGUACCUGGAGAUGGCCAUAGGAAAUGCACCUUGGCCUAUCGGAGUCACCAUGGUUGGCAUCCACGCUCGUACUGGGCGCGAGAAAAUCUCCUCAAGAUACGUGGCCCAUGUGCUGAAUGAUGAAACACAGAGGAAAUAUAUUCAGGGUUUGAAGCGGCUGAUGACACAGUGUCAGAAACUAUUUCCCACAGAUCCGUCUCGAAGUUUCAACUACAAGUGUCCAGUCUGAGCUCAUUCCAAACAAUACGAUAGCAUGUUCAGUAGAAAGGCCA
Molecule: messenger RNA, 1095 nt
Organism: Haliotis rubra (blacklip abalone)
Lineage: Eukaryota; Metazoa; Mollusca; Gastropoda; Lepetellida; Haliotidae
Product: pre-mRNA-splicing factor 18-like
Exons: 10
Coding region: 33-1052 (339 amino acids)
Biological process (GO): generation of catalytic spliceosome for second transesterification step; RNA splicing
Cellular component (GO): U4/U6 x U5 tri-snRNP complex; U5 snRNP; U2-type post-spliceosomal complex
Source: RefSeq, a predicted model, not a curated record